AUGUCUGCCAUUCAUACGGAGUGUACGACACAUGAGUCGAAAUGGCGUUUAGAGACACGAGUUGGACACCAGUUGUGCGUCCAAUGCAGUCAACACAAGUGGUCGUCUCCUCUCGAGAAUCACUUUACGCGCAGAAAACUUGUGGAAGAGUUGGAGAACGCGCUGAGGAAUGGAUCCGUUUGGGUGACCACUCAUCUCACUUCACACCACUUCGGCGCCGAUGAAAGGCUCGCAUUUGUUGUAUCCAUCGCUCAACUGGUCUUCGAUUCGGACACUAAUGUCCAAAAGUGUGCCAAUAAUUGUCUGAAACUCAUAUUAUCUCAACUCAACGACAACUCAAUCGUGGAUUUGGUCACCGAUUAUAUCAUUGAAGAGUUGACUUCCGGUGACAACCCUUUGAGCGAAUGGUCACUGGAUUUGGUGUCACAUUGUCUGCCGUUUUGUACCACUGAUGGCAUACGAGACCAUCGGAUCACUGAUAGGAUGUCUAAUGUGUUGGAAGAUCUUCGCGAAGAGUAUCCCAAUCAGAACAGUCGCCUGAAACGAGUGGUACUGAAGCUGUUCAUCACGAUCUACGACACGUUGGGAGCGAACCAAUUGUUUUGUUUGGACCAACGAUUCCACGCCAAGACAUUUCAUAUGGUUUUGAUUGCUUUUGAACCGCAAAGCAUCGGUUCCGACGAUAACGAUAUCCUCUAUAAUUCAACGCAAUUACUGAAGAAAGUAUCGACCAUUGAAUCGGUUCUCCAACUUCUUGUCACAAAUCAAAAUCUGUUGAAAUAUUUGCACAUUUUGUUGGCCAACGAAUGCGAAGAACUCAGAGUUUAUGUAUUGGUUUGGAUUUGCGAUCUCUUGGAGAACGAGUUGAUUCAGAAACGAUUCGCUAAUAUUUUGCUCAACGAUAAAAUGGAUUCAUUUAUUGAGAUGUUGUUGUCGUCGGACAACCCUUUCAUCUCGAAGUAA
Medioppia subpectinata is the source of this 963-nucleotide messenger RNA. NCBI's taxonomy places the organism in Eukaryota, Metazoa, Arthropoda, Arachnida, Sarcoptiformes, Oppiidae. The record is from the annotation of a GenBank genome assembly.